Blastomyces dermatitidis ER-3 is the source of this 435-nucleotide messenger RNA. RefSeq lists its product as uncharacterized. Lineage: Eukaryota; Fungi; Ascomycota; Eurotiomycetes; Onygenales; Ajellomycetaceae. Bases 1 to 435 code for a protein of 144 amino acids. The record is from RefSeq and is a predicted model, not a curated record. The transcript has a single exon.
AUGCAGAACCUCUCAGAGGGUUUACUUGAAGCAGUAAGAAAAGCAGCUGAGACUGCUGAACUAAAAUUGAAGCUCCAUACACAUAUGAGAAUUCUAAAUGAGAUCAAGGCCUUGUGUAUGCAGUGGCAGGCUGAGGCAGAGGUCAAACAACAAUUGGCAUUUGCUGCAGACCAAGCAUCCACUAUGAAGAGCUUCACUGACGCAAUCACCAUCAUCAAUAAGGAUAGAGAAAACCAGAUCUUAGGCCUGCAGCAGGAGAUCAAAUGUUUACACAGACAGGUGACUAUGCUGAACCUGGAGAUCUCAUCACAAUCAUUCACAAUCUCUCCAGAAGUGUACACAUCAUCAGAGACUGCUGCACAGGAUGAGAAUCUGAGCAUGAGAUACAUCAAGCCAGAAGAUCUGCUGAAGUCAUCAAGCUUCAAUGAUGACUGA